Ipomoea nil (Japanese morning glory) is the source of this 684-nucleotide messenger RNA. RefSeq lists its product as uncharacterized. The record is from RefSeq and is a predicted model, not a curated record. NCBI's taxonomy places the organism in Eukaryota, Viridiplantae, Streptophyta, Magnoliopsida, Solanales, Convolvulaceae. Gene Ontology annotation, molecular function: protein heterodimerization activity. The transcript has 3 exons. Bases 1 to 684 code for a protein of 227 amino acids.
AUGAUGAGCAUAUACUUGAGGAGGAUUUCAGGCCGGACAGAUAACGUUGAUUAUCUCACCAAGAAGCUGAUUAGCCAAGGCAUUGAACCAAGAAACCACAAGCCUCUACUCGUAAACCCUACCAAUUCCAACCACCCCAAAAACCAUACCCUCUCCUCCUCCUCAGUUCCCAUAAUCAAACCCACACCCAUUCACGUUGGUCUUUCCAACCAAGACAAGACAGUGAAGAUCAAUAGCAGUACUACUGUUAACGUUGUUGGAGGGACGACGACAAAUCAUCAGAUUGAUCAGCCCAACAGCGUGGGAGGGACGAAGAAUCAUCAGCCUACUGGAAAUGGGGAUGAGGAGUUUAACGUGGAUAUCCGAGACGAUAAUGAGGAUAAUGUUGGGAUGGAUUUUUGCCCGGACGAGGAUGCGUUUUCGACGUUCUUCGAUUCGUUGAUGAACGAGGAUGUGUUCUUCGCUGCUGCCCAAAACAACCAACAAUCUAAUCAUCACGACAUUACCCCCCUACUGCUGGAUGGGUUGAUGAUGAUGAUGAUUUUCUACCAUGAUUUGGAUCCACACCUACCCAAGGAGGGUGGAGCCGCGGCGGCCGGAGAUAAGAAGAAGAAGAGGGUGAAGAAGUCAUCGGAGAUGUACAAGAUCUACAUCUUCAAGGUGCUGAAGCAAGUUCAUCCUUGA